Messenger RNA from Lutra lutra (Eurasian river otter), 8770 nucleotides. RefSeq names its product upregulator of cell proliferation (gene URGCP). Bases 340 to 3093 code for a protein of 917 amino acids. The record is from RefSeq and is a predicted model, not a curated record. The transcript has 6 exons. Gene Ontology annotation, molecular function: GTP binding. NCBI's taxonomy places the organism in Eukaryota, Metazoa, Chordata, Mammalia, Carnivora, Mustelidae.
CAGCGGGCGGGUCAGGGCUGCAGGCCGCCGCGGCCGCCCCCGCUCCCGGGGCCGACGCUGCCCUGCCUGCCCCCCGCCGCCCCUCCCUUCGGCCGCUCGGGGCGACCCCGGGUGCUUCCCCGCGACCCCUCCGCCCCGGGUCCCUCCCCGGGCGCCCCCCAGACCCCGUCCCCGCCCCGCCGCCCCGGGCCCCUCCCCGAGCAAGGCCCCCGCCCCGCAUCCCCGCCGCCCGGAGCGGCCCGGGCGGGUGGCCGUGGCCGGCGCGAGGCCCCUCCCCGGCGGAGGCGCUCGGCGCGGAGGAAGCGGAGGCGGCGGCAGCGCGGAGACCUCGCCGCGCUGAUGGCGUCGCCGGGGGUAGAAGUGGAAUUACUGGUCAAAGGACGUGCAGAUUUGGGAGAAGUGGCCCCAGAAAUAAAAGCAUCUGAGAGACAAACAGCGGUGGCCAUUGCAGAUUUGGAAUGGAGAGACAUGGACGCAGACGACUAUGGUGCAAAUGAGGCUCAGGACAGUGACUUCCCAGCAGUGGAGAGGAGCAGGCUGCGGGAGAUGCUGUCGCUUCUGGGCCUGGACACCUACCAGGCCCACAAGCUCAGCCUCCAGGACUUCCUGCAGAUCAGCAGCGACAGCAUGAAGAACCGGGCCCCUCAGGCCCCCAGGGACUUACCCUGGAAUUUCCUCAGGAAGCUGCAGGCUCUCAGCUCCGAAGCCCGAAGCACCACCAUGGUGCUGGACGCGCCCCCGGAUGCCAGGCCCGCAGAGAAGGAGAGCCAGAUGGAGGAGGAGAUCAUCUACUGGGACGCGGCCGACGACCUCGCCGCAGACAUCUACUCCUUCUCUGAGCUGCCAACGCCCGACACGCCCGUGAACCCCUUGGACCUUCUCUGUGCCCUUCUGCUGUCCUCGGACAGUUUCCUGCAACAAGAAAUCGUGCACAAGAUGUCCCUCUGCCAGUUUGCCCUCCCCCUUGUCCUGCCUGACUCGGAGAACCACUACCACACGUUUCUGCUGUGGGCCCUGAGGGGUGUCGUGCGGACAUGGUGGGCGCAGCCCCCACGGGGGGUGGGCAGCCUCCGUGAAGACAGCGCGGUCCUGUCGCGGGCGCCCGCCGUCGCCUUCGUGCGCAUGGAGGUCAGCAGCAACUCCAAGUCCCAGCUCCUCAACGCCGUGCUGGGCCCGGGCCACAGGCCGCGGGACUGCUUUUGGCACCGCGAUCUGAACGUGGGCACCAACCCUCGGGAGAUCGCAGACGGGCUGGUGGAGGUCUCCUGGUUUCUUCCCAGUGGCCGGGAGGACCUGGACGUUUUCCCGGAGCCUGUGGCCUUCCUGAACCUGCGGGGCGACAUCGGGUCUCACUGGCUGCAGUUCAAGCUGUUGACCGAAGUGUCCUCCGCCGUGUUCAUCUUGACGGACAACAUCAGCAAGAAGGAGUACAAGCUGCUGUACUCCAUGAAGGGGUCGGCCACGAAGUACUACUUCAUCCUGAGCCCGUACCGCGGGAAGCGCAACGCCAACCUGCGGUUCCUCAACAGGCUCAUCCCGGUGCUCAGGAUGGACCACUCGCACGUGCUGGUGAAGGUCAGCAGCACCGAUGGUGCGGGCUUCGUGCGCAGGGUGCGCGCCAUCGUGGCUCACGUGGCGCGGGCCCCCUGCCGGAGGCUGUCCGUGGAGGAGAUGGCCCACGCGGCGCGCAAGCUGGGCCUGCGCGUGGACGAGGACUGCGAGGAGUGCCAGCGGGCGCGGGGCCGGGCAGAGCGCAUCACCCGGAGGGUCAAGGACGCGGACGCCUACCGCAGGGAGGAGCUGCGGCUGCAGGGCGACGCCUGGAGGAAGGCAGCCCAGGUGGAGAAGGAGCUGUGCCGGGCCCAGUGGGCCGGGGACCCCCCGGACAAGGAGCUGAGGCAGCGGCUGCUGGAGCUGCGGGCGCAGCAGCUCGGCCACGAGCCUGCCGGGGGCCUGCAGGAGUUCAUCUCUGGCAUCAGCGGCCCGGCCCCGGGUGAGAAGCUGUACUUCCUGAGGUGGAUGGAGUGGGGGCUGGCCCGGGUGGCCCCGCCGAGGCCGAGGCAGCCUCCGGAGACCAUCCUCGCGCUGAGACCGAAGCACUGUGGGGCCACGGAGUCCAGCGAGCCCCUGGGCGUGGAGCACUUCCUGCGGGAGAUGGGGCAGUUUUAUGAGGCGGAGAGCUGCCUGGUGGAGGCAGGGAAGCUGCCGGCCGCGCAGAGGCGCUUCGCCCACUUCCCGGGCUUGGCCUCGGAGCUGCUGCUGAAGGGGCUGCCUGUGGAGCUGAUCGAUGGGAGCGCACGGAGCACCCCACUGCGCUGGGUCUCGGGGCUCCUCCGGGAGCUGCACGCGCGCCUGGAGCGGAGGCCGCGGCUCGUGGUCCUGUCGGCGCUGGGCCUGCCGGGCACGGGCAAGUCCACACUGCUCAACACCAUGUUCGGGCUGCGCUUUGCCACGGGGCGGGGCCGGGGGCCUCGAGGGGCCUUCAUGCAGCUCGUCUCGGUGGCGGAAAGCUUCAGCCAGGACCUGGGCUGCGACCACAUCCUGGUGAUAGACUCCGGGGGCCUGAUCGGUGGGGCCCUGGCCUCGGCCGGGGAGCGGUUCGAGCAGGAGGCCUCCCUGGCCACGCAGCUCCUGGGGCUGAGCAACGUCACCGUGGUCAGCUUAGCCGAGACCAGGGACAUACCGCCGGCCAUUGUGCACGCGUUUCUGAGGUUGGAGAAGACGGGGCGCGUGCCCAACUGUCAGUUUGUGUGCCAGAACCUUCAUGACGCGUGUGCCCCCGGGCCCAGGCCGCGAGAGAGGAGGCUGCUCCUGGAUCCGCCCGGUGAGGCGGACAGGGCCGGGGCGCACACGGAGAGACCGGGUGGCGGCAUGCGGACGCUGGCAGGCCUGGCCUUCUGUGACCCCGGAAAGCAGCAUAUUUGGCACAUCCCGGGCCUGUGGCAUGGGGUACCUCCCAUGGCCGCGGUGAGCCUGGCGUACAGUGAGGCCAUUUUUGAGUUAAAGCGAUGCCUUCUGGAGAACAUCCGGAACGGCCUGUCCAACCCCAACAAAAACAUCCAGCAGCUCAUUGAGCUUGUCAGGCGGCUCUGAGUGUCUGGGGGUGGCCCGUUCCAGGGCCGGUGUCCUCACGGGGCCGUGCCUGGAGCCUGAGCGGGGCUGGCGGCCCACCUGUGCGAAAAGGGAGAGAAGCAGAAGCUGGGGGCCUGGAGUUUCCUACACGGUGUAGAGGAAGGAGGUGACCUCACAGCCCAGGUCGGAGGUGCUCUCAGGAGCAGAGUGGCCCUUGGCGGGGGCGCGACGCAGCAGUGCUCUGUGUCCGGGCUCCCUCUCUGUGCCCCUGGAGCGCAGCCGAGACGCUGUCCCAAGGAAGCGGGGGCAGGCCUUUGGUGACUCCGUCCUGCCAGUUCGACUGCCCUGUCCCCCAGGGCCGUCUGUUUACACCUCCACCACACUCAGCCCAGCGCAUCCCUCCUGCCCAGCUCCCGAGUCUGCCCCUCCCCAGGCUGUGAGCUCCUUGAGGGGAGGGCUGUGUGUGACCCCACUCUGUCCCCCAGGGCCUGGCAAGGGGCCUGGCACACUGUAGGCACUUAAUAAAUAUUUGUUAAAAGAAUGGAAUGAAUGAAUGUGUAAAUGAUGGUGACGGGCAGGUUCCUCUCUCUGUUGAUUUUCCUGUUUCCUCCAAGAGGAUCACAGCGUCCGAGGACGGGUGCGGGACGGAAGGUUGGGAAUGGCAGACGCCUGAGGCAAGGGUCUCACAAAUGCCCCCCCCUCCCCCCCCCCCACGACUUCAAGCAGAGCCCCGCCCUGCAGGUGUUCCCGGGAGCGGGACUCGGCGCCUUCACAGUAAUGCCGGGCAAGGCCUUGGCCAUCCCACCUUGCAGAUGAGAAGGGAGGCCUAGAGCAGUGAAGCCCCCGCCCAUAUGCCUCUGGGGGUCGGGGGGCUGAUGGGCAGGCUUGCCUUUGUCUGGCCCGUGGCUCACCCCCAGACCCCUACAACUGCCAGGCCAGACCCAGCUGACCCGUGGCGUGUCCUUCAGGGCCAGGCUCUCUUCCUGAUGGCGUCUGUGGCCUCUGGCCACGUACGAGCUCCUCCGUGGAUGCUGUGACUGAAUCCUGGCCUGUGCUGGCCUCACAGAGCCUGGGGGGCACCCCGCGGUCCCUGGAGCCCAACCCCAACUCUGCAAGUUCUGGAAACCUGGGGGCUCCUUCCGUCUGUAUGUUGUGGCUUUGGGGAAACCGGCCCUCCGUGGUGACCAGGACCCUCUCCGUGGUCCUUUUCCCCUCUUUGCCGGACUCGGUGAGGCAGCCCUCUGGAUGGGAACCCUUUCUUGAGCCAUGAGCCCCUGGGCCGCUUUCCUGGAGCCCCGGGUCGCCACAGCUGCUUCUCCCCUGAUGUUCAGAGUGUAGUUCCUGAGUCCUGGGAGCCUGGCUCAGGACGGACAAGAUGCAUGCUGAACGCAGUACUGCGGGGCUCAGAAAACCUGAUCUCCCGCGGAUGAAGCUGGGAAAACCUUCUUCCUUCUGAGACACAGAAGGAAUCUCUAACCCUUGGGCACUAGAAACUCCUCUCUUUGGGAUCAUUAAGUCACACAGAUUUUAAGAUGUUGGUUCACCUGGAAAUGCCAAAGCCUCUCCUGCCUUCCCCCCCUUCCCGCAGAGCCGGGGCUACCCAGUUGCUUCUCCAGCACCGUGGGAACAUCGCCCGGGACACUCAUGGGCCCAGGGUUCAGGGAAAGCUCCCUUAUGCUCGUUGAAUGUCAAUUCCCUUACAAACUGAUGCAAGCUCUUCUCGAACCUGAACCAGGCAAGUCAUCCCUAGUGGCUCUGUCCGUCACCUGGAGACGAGGGUCAAUCACCGAACUCCAGAGAAUUAUGUGUGGCCUCUUCCCUCCCUCUGUGGAAAAAGUCUGAUGCUUUCAAAAGGACACAGGACCCAGACAAGACUAAUUGCCUCACAAUCAGGAAAAUCACUGUAUGCGAAGUUGCAUCCAGUAUUUGCUGAAAGUGUUUAAACUUUUGGAAACAGACCCAUCUAAAGACUGGGCGUAACAGAAUCUGGCCACAAGGGUGCCCGGGCAGUACCCCGGUGGCGGUGGGGGACUCACCGUCUGACCAAGUGGGAGCAGACCACCGCCGCUCGGGUGCAGGGACUGGAGAGGCUGCCCUGGGGCCUUGGAGAGCAUCCGUCGCGGCGUUCCCCUCACCCUGUUUUAGGCGAUGGUCAGUCCCAGGAGGGCUCCUUCAGACCCCGAAGUCAGCGUUGCUCUGUGAUUCCAAUUUCCAGAAACCCGGGUCUUGCCUGGGGCAGACCCUGGGGUUCCAAACGCUCAGCAUGAGUUUGCCCUGCCCGGUCCCCUCCCCACGGCCUGAGGGCCCUGCCUUGGGCCUGAAGACCUCAGGGGGUUGAUGAUGCUUUGUGGGGGCACUGAAGGAAGAGGCCCAGGCCACCGAUAGUGGAGCUGACCCGGGCGUGGACCUGCUGAAAGUCCCCCUUCUUCCUGUGCCUCAGCAGAAGGAGAGCAGGGGUGGGGGAAUGCGGGAAUGGCACCCCUCUGGCUGCCUGUGCAAAAACGAGGAAUAAUUCAAGACUCAGUUCUAACUGGACUUCCUUGGUGGUUUGGCUUAGUUCCCUGAAUAGAGCUGAGAGCCUCUGGGAUCCUUUGGUGAAUGGCUGUGGUCAUCAGGAGAGAAUGAAUCACCAGGAGUACGAAGCACCAGAUUUAGCAGAGGUUCACGAAAUGCAAAAUGUCAGCAGUUCUGAGUUAGGAGAAUAAGGUUGUUUUGGCUAAUCCUGCUUCCAACAGGAAGGCAGCCGUCUCUGGCUAAGGGAUCCCUCCCUGAGGCUAGAUUCUGGUGAGUUCCAAGGAAAUACAGCACAGUCCAGGCUGGACUGCUUUCCGCACGUUCGGCUGGGCCCACAGUGUCCGUCUCACAUAGGGUCGCACCCGCAGCCUGGCCAGCACUCCUUCAUCCGAGACCGGUGCGCCCUGGAGCCGUGCUGGAACCUACUGGACUGUCUCCGAGAAGUCCAGACGAGCCCAGACGCGCCCGCGGGCCCCUCCUGUGCCUUGUGACCCAAGAGCAGCAGGACUGGACUAAGGCCAGGCCUCUUGGAGGUGGAGCUGCCGCAGUCUUGUAGGACCGGUGGUAGAAAAGAGGUGUGAGGAGCAGCCAACAGCCCUCUCCCCGAGAAGGAUCGCUACAAGUCAGGUUCUGGGAGUUGCCCACGUAAACCCGUCAGUCCCGUCCUUGCGAUGGGGGGCCGUCUGACUCUAAAUGAGCAGAAGCCAGCAUCGUGCAAGCAUGAAGGCGACUCCAGCUCUUCCUGGUUAUCAUGGAGAGCAAAGAGGCUCACGUCAGUGAAGAAACAGGUGUGCAUCCUCAUCUUCCCAUGGUUCUGGCUUGGGAACCCCUGUGGGCCCUUCCUGUGGGUCUCUUGUUCCAACCCGUGGUCGCUCCGUUUCUGGGAAUUCCCCAGAGCCAGUCCUGAGCUUUUUGUAUCCACCUCCGGAAGCCCAGGCCAUUCCCCCGUCCCACAAGGUUCUAAGUGCUCACCCCGAGACACAGGGAGAAGGGGGACCCCAGAGGGGGUCCCCAGACAAGGAACAUGCUUUGGAACAAGGAGGCUUGCUACCACUGGCUAGUUCUGUGACCCCAGGUGACUUGCUGAGCCUCCAUUUUUUGUUCUGCAAAACUGCCUCCUUUACAGAGUUGAGGGAAGAAGCAAAGCACAUCAAACACUACAGGGCUGCCUGGGGGCUCAGUCGGUGAAGCGUCUGCCCUGGGCUCAGGUCCUGAUCUCAGGGUCCUGGGAUGGAGCCCCGAAUCCAGGUUCCCUGCUCAGCAGGGAGCCUGCUUCUCCCUCUGCCUCUGCUGCUCCCCCUGUUCUUGCUUUCUCUGUCUCCCUCUCUGACCAAACAAAACCAUUAGCAAAUGGAAAUGACAGAAAAAUGAAACAUCCCAUUAAACCGUUUCCACUGUGAUUUAAAACAAUCUAACAAUCCAUACUAAUGUUUAAGAAACGAUUUUUCCUUUAUUUUAAUCACUGCAAACACACUUACAUGCAACCUCCGCCCCCCCACCCCACCACAAAGGCACCAGCUGGAACCCCCUUUGCAACAAGGCACGGCAGAAAGAGAGUUAGGUUAGCAGGCUGUUAGCCACUCGAAAGACCUAGGGCUGUCUGGAUUUCCCUGGAGACACCUCAGACCUAAGGGAGAGAGACAGGAAUGAAGACAAACCCAAAUCUGCUGGUGUCAUUUUCGGACGCAUUGAGGGUAGGUCUGCUGGCGAGACCACGCCUCCUGGGACUCCAACAGAAGUCAAGAGUCACCUUUGCUGGAACGAGAGGUUCUUCCUUCCUCUCGUGAGGGGUCCUGUGAGUUCUUAUAUCUCUCCAACAGGAGGUGCAUGUCAGGCGUGACAGGCAGGUUUUUUUAGUUUUGUUUUUUUAAACUCUAAACCCAACUUGGGACUCAAGCUCACCACCCUGAGAUCAAGAGUCUGACUGAGCAGCCGGGCGCCCCUGGCUUUAUUCUUUUUUAAAGACACAUUUAUUAGCUGCUCACUCUGCUCUUGAGUUUUACAAUGUAAUUUUCACAACAACUGUCAUUGUUCCCAUUUUACAGAUUAGAAAAACUGAAGCCUGGGAAGGUCCAGUCACUUGGCCGGAAGCUGUAAUUCAUAUACCAGCUCCCAUAUUCCUCACCACUUUGGGCAGAUUUAGAAAACUUAUCAAAUUAUGAAAUUAUCAAACUUUAGGGAAUCUUUAAAAAGAGAAAAUACUAUCAGUUUAAGAGGGUCCUUUGGGAAAAGUUGAGAGUUCUUAUAUUUGGAAACGAUUGUGAUCUCACACCUCCUUCUGCCCCCUUAUCUGAUAUGCAGAACAGUUGGAGACCAUAGUUUAAACAUUUGGAAGUAAAACAUUCUUAGUAUUAGGAAUAUGUCCUACGAAAUAUGCUGUCCCUUUAUUAAGGAUUUUCUGAGGACCUAGCUUCCAGUGGUCAGAGGAAUCUUGACCAUGGAAAAUACAGUGGCCUGCAGUCAGGAUCCGUGUCUUGGUCCCUCUCUGCACCCGCCUCCUGCCCCCUGUGACCUUGGGCAGCUCACCAGCACCCCCCACUUCCCCUCCACAUAGAUGACAAUCCAGUCCUCCCUACCACCAGCAGCACAGACUUUGCAAGCAGUGUUAGGGUAGAUGAUGUAGGUCAAAACCAGCCCAGCCUUGGCAAUUCCGUAUCAUUCUGCUGAACACAGCGAUGAAAGCUAUUUAUCCAAACAACCCUAGAGUUAGCAGAGCUAAUAAACCCAUCUUAUAGAUUAUGGAGCUGAGGCUCAGUUGUCCAAAGACUGUGACGCCUGGGGCCUACUCCAGAGUCCGUGCUUUUUCUGUUUCUGUGAUGAGCUGUGAAGUAAGAUACCCAGGGCUGGUAUUUUUCCCUCUGACAAUAAUUACUGGAUACCGGUGACCACGACAAUGCUUGGUUUGAGUAUGAAUUUCCCUAUCAUCCAGCCCUUUCUCUUACUUAAAAUUUUCCUUCCCUAAUGACCAGACACUAGGGUAUGGUCCCAUGGGAAAUGACCUAUUUCUCUGCCUAAGGCAUCCUCAAAGAACUGGAUGAAAUUUUAACCAAACGAAUUUCUUCUUUGUGGAUAAAAGCCAGGUUCUGGGGCGCCUGCGGGGCUCAGUGGGUUAAGCCUCUGCCUUUGGCUCAGGUGAUGAUCUCAGGGUCCUGGGAUCGAGCCCGGCAUCGGGUUCUCUGCUCAG